Pleurotus ostreatus (oyster mushroom) is the source of this 435-nucleotide messenger RNA. RefSeq lists its product as uncharacterized. Bases 1 to 435 code for a protein of 144 amino acids. The transcript has a single exon. Lineage: Eukaryota; Fungi; Basidiomycota; Agaricomycetes; Agaricales; Pleurotaceae. The record is from RefSeq and is a predicted model, not a curated record.
AUGAAGUUCGCACUAUUCACCAAGCUCGCCCUCUUGACCUCAGCUACUGGAGUACUCGGCACUACAGUCGCGUACGACAGAGCAUACGACGAUCGUAGCACACCCCUCACAUCCGUCGCAUGCUCUGAUGGACCACACGGUCUCAUCGUCCGAGGCUACACAACAUUCGGUGACCUCCCCAAUUUCCCAUUCAUAGGCGGAGCCGAAGCGGUCGAGGGAUACGAUUCCGCGAACUGUGGAUCAUGCUGGAACAUAACCUAUACCAACCCUGCUGGUAGGAACAAGACCAUCACCAUGUUGGCAGUUGAUGGGACGACGAGGGGGUUCGUCCUUGGGGUGCGAGCAGCAGAUAUCUUGACUGGAGGUCAAGCUGUCCACUUGGGAAGAGUGAACGCGACGGCGAAACGUGUUGCUGUUUCUGUUUGUAGACUCUAG